AUGAAUUCAAUUUAUACAUAUUCUAAUCAUUAUUAUAAUGGAAUUUUAGAACAUUCUAGGAAAAAUUCAUACGACGCUAUACACUUUCCAAUGAAAACAAUUAAUGGGCAUAAGUAUGAUAUGGAAGAAGGAGGUGGAUUUGUACCAGAUAAUUAUGGUAAUCAUGAUAAUCAUGAUGAUCAAGAGUAUGAUUCAUAUCAUGGUAAUAAUUAUGAUGAUGGUGAAACGCAUAAUUAUGGUCAUGUUAAUUUAGCAGAACAAUCAAUGAAUAAAUUAAGAGAGUUAAAACGUCGUAAAUACAAUGAAUAUUAUAAAGGUAAGGAUGAUGAUGAAGAAGAAGAAGAGGGCGAAUAUCAUACUGAAGGACCAUAUAAUGAACCUCGUCAAGAACCAACACAACAACCAACUAAAGCACCGACAAAACCUCCAAGCAGGUCAAAUUCGUUGGCAGAGUAAACUAUUCACCUACUAAUUCGGAGUAUUUAAAUAAUGAAUUUAAAAUAUCAAUAUGUAAAUGAAUUAACUGACUUUUUUAAUGAUCUAAUAUCAUGAAUAUAUACUGUACGAUUUAAUAAAAC
This is a messenger RNA of Schistosoma spindalis, 578 nucleotides long. Lineage: Eukaryota; Metazoa; Platyhelminthes; Trematoda; Strigeidida; Schistosomatidae. The record is from the annotation of a GenBank genome assembly.